Ctenopharyngodon idella (grass carp) is the source of this 1588-nucleotide messenger RNA. RefSeq names its product olfactory receptor class A-like protein 1. Lineage: Eukaryota; Metazoa; Chordata; Actinopteri; Cypriniformes; Xenocyprididae. The transcript has a single exon. Bases 598 to 1548 code for a protein of 316 amino acids. The record is from RefSeq and is a predicted model, not a curated record. Gene Ontology annotation, biological process: G protein-coupled receptor signaling pathway. Gene Ontology annotation, molecular function: pheromone receptor activity. Gene Ontology annotation, cellular component: membrane.
UAAGAUUCAGUGUUUUCUACAUUUGUGAAACAUUUCAGCAAAACGAAAAAUAAUGAUAAUGAUUAACUUUUGCAGUUUAACAUAUUAAAAAUACAUUUAUCGCAAUCUUUUUAAAUUAAUUUGUUCUUAGUUUAUUACUGUUUACUUGUCUUUAAAAAUGUUUGAACUUUACAUUAGUUAGGCAAAACGUGACGUUUCACUGGUAUGUAAAAUGUUGGUGUCACAAUAACCUUAUUUAUUAAAAUACAAGGUUAAAUGUGUCAAAAAAAACGAAAACAUUAGCUAAAUGUGACAUGAAUUAAAAUGGGUUCAUGUGAAGAUUAAGUUCAUUUGAAUGAAAAGUUAUUUGUGAAUUGUUUUCUCAGAUCUUCACUGACAGAAGCGAGAGCUCUGAAUCAUCUUCUGGUCUUGCAGUAAUUAGGACGCGCCUCAGCUGGACAUUUUUUCUCUUUUGCGUCUUCUUGUGGGUUUCCAGCUUUGUGGCGCUCCCGUGGGUGCAGCGGAGGCUUUAUAUUCAGACGCGAUGGGUCACGGACCUCAGAAAGCCGGCGUUCACACAGUCGCCCUGCUGCGUCUCUGAAUCUCUGAAGCAGCUCUAUGGACCUCUGCGUCACCAUCAAAGGGGUCUCGUUCCUCCUGCAGGCAGGCCUGGGGAUCCUGGCCAACGCGCUGGUCCUGCUGGCCUACGCCCACAUCCUGCUGACCGAGGCGCAGCUGCAGCCCGUGGACGCCAUCCUGUGCCACCUGGCCUUCGCCGACCUGCUGCUGCUGCUGACGCGCGGCGUCCCGCAGACCAUGACCGUCUUCGGCAUGAAGAACCUGCUGGACGACGCCGGCUGCAAGGUGGUCAUCUACACGUACCGCAUCGCCCGCGCGCUGUCCGUCUGCAUCACCUGCAUGCUGAGCGUCUUCCAGGCGGUGACCGUCGCACCUGCGGCCGGGCCGCUCCUGUCCCGCUUGAAGGCCCGGCUCCCGCAGCUGCUCGUCCCCACCUUCGCCGUGCUGUGGUUCAUCAACAUGGCUGUCUGCAUCGCUGCGCCGUUCUUCUCCGUGGCCCCUCGCAACGGCACCGUCCCCCCGUUCACGCUCAACCUGGGCUUCUGCCACGUGGACUUCCGCGAUAACCUGUCCUACGUGAUUAACGGGGUGGCCGUGUCGGUGCGCGACUUCGCGUUCGUGGGUGUGAUGCUGGGCUCCAGCGGGUACAUCCUCGUCCUGCUUCACCGCCACAGCAGGAAGGUGCGGGGCAUCCGCCGCUCGCAGGGUGCCUCUAUGGAAACACGGGCGGCCAAGACUGUGGUGAUGCUGGUGGUUCUGUACACGGUGUUUUUCGGCAUUGAUAACGUCAUCUGGAUCUACAUGCUGACGGUGGCGCAGGUGCCGCCCGUGGUGGCCGACAUGAGGGUGUUUUUCUCCUCGUGCUACGCCUCUCUCAGUCCGUUCCUCAUCAUCUCCUCUAAUAAGAAGGUCAAAGCGAGGAUGGUGUGUGCGACCUCGGACCAGGAGCGGCAAGCAGAGGACAACAAGCAGUCGAAUGUCAAAAGCUGAGCUCCAAGUCUUAGUGAUGCUAAUAGUGCCGCAGACGUGG